AUGACAGAGAGGUUUUCUGUAGACGUUCCGGUAACAAACCUUGAUGCCCAUUUGGAGGAGGAUGAUGUGAUACUUGAUCCCAUAGUUACGAACCUGCAAGACUAUCAGAAACCAUCAUUCUUGAGCUCCAUCUGGUCCAAACUGUUUAACAAAUCCUCUGACGAUGAAUUUUUUCUGGAGGAUAUUGAACUAGAAGGGGGAGAUUUAGCAGUUUCAUCGUCAUUUAGUUUCAAUCGGGAUAAGAGAGUCAAAAUGAAACGAUCCCAAAUUGCUCUAUUGGUAGGUUUCAUUGGCGUAGUUGCACUCCUUGGUGGCUGGCUUGUCAGGGGAGUCUUCAAUUCUGAUCUUGACAAAUUUCAGGAUGUGAACAUUCCGGUUGAACAAAGUAAGGUUUCCGAUAGAAAAUUACUGCUCAACAACGGUACAACUCCGUAUCACGCCACAACCAUAGUGAUUUCUUUGGAUGGGUUUCAUCCUCAUUAUAUUUCCCCCGACUUGACACCAUUUAUGCAUGAAUUACUUUCAGAAGGUUAUGGAGCCCCUUAUAUGGUUCCAUCGUUUCCUUCUUCUACCUUUCCCAAUCAUUGGACUAUGAUAACUGGCCUUUUUCCAUCGGAGCACGGUAUUGUUGGAAACACUUUUUUCGAUCCAGAUUCAAACCGUCAGUUUGUUAAUACCAAUCCGAGACUGAGUCUUGAUCCAGAGUGGUGGGGAGGAGAGCCUAUUUGGAAAACUUUGGACUCUAACAAUAUCACAACCUCUGUUCAUAUGUGGCCAGGAAGUGAAGUUCCUUUCGAAACAGGCCAACCGUUACAAGUUGACCCGUACAAUGGCUCCGAAAGCUUAGAUUCUAAAAAGUCUACCAUUUUAAACUGGCUAGAUAAAGAUAUCUCUGAAAGACCUGAACUGAUUCUGUCCUAUGUUCCUAUUAUAGACUCGUUAGGUCAUAAAUUUGGCACCCAUGGAGAAAAACUAACAGAAGGAUUGAAGUCAGUCGAUUUUUUCCUUGAUAGCGUGUAUCAGGGUAUAACUGAAAGAAAUCUCACGGAUAUUGUGAAUUACAUUGUCGUUUCGGAUCAUGGGAUGGCACCUACGUCCAACCAAAGACUUAUCUACCUUGAUGAUAUAGUUGAUAUGGAUUCAAUUGACCAUAUCGAUGGAUGGCCAUUAUUUGGGAUUAGGCCAAGAAUCCCUGUAGCUAAAUUUUUCAAAGAGCUAGAAAAAAACUGGGAACAUCAUCUACUUAAAGAACAUUUCAGUGUUUAUCUGAAAGAGAAUCUCCCAGAGGAAUGGCACUUUGGGACCAACACAAAUCAGUACUCUAAUCGAAUUGCUCCCAUUUGGGUUGUUCCCAAGGUUGGCUGGUCCAUCACCACCCAUGAAGACAUGGAAAAUAAAAUGGAGUUCGACUACAAACCUAAGGGGGUUCAUGGUUACAAUAAUACGGAAGUUCUCAUGCGAGCAAUAUUCCUGGGAGUUGGUCCUUACUUCACAGAGACGCUACAAGGCAGUUUGAAAGUCAAUCCAUUCCCCAAUAUUGAACUUUACAACAUUAUAUGUAAUACUUUCAACAUCAAUCCUGCACCCAACAAUGGAUCUUUGGAUAUUAUCAGCCUUAAAAACCUGCUACCUAAUGAUUGGCAUGACAGCCUGAACUAUCCAGGGAUCCAGAUUGAUGAUGAACCAUUUAUGGUGAUAAACUCAUCAUAUGAUCAAAUAUGGCGAGUUUCUUACCCUGAAAAUCCCAAGGUUGAAUUGACGGAAACAAGGACACUAGCAACUAGAACUGCGACUUCAAAUUCUCUAUCUAACCCUUCAACCUCUGCUUCCACUGAAAACAAAAUCAGUGAACUCAUUAUUGAUGUAAUUGAUGAUAUUGAAGAGGCAAUAGAGGAUGCCGUAGAAGAUGCUUCCGAUUUGGUGGAUGAGGUCAGCGAAGAUAUAUCAGAAGCUAUUGGAGACUGGAAAAAAUGA
Molecule: messenger RNA, 1974 nt
Organism: Komagataella phaffii GS115
Lineage: Eukaryota; Fungi; Ascomycota; Pichiomycetes; Pichiales; Pichiaceae
Product: Nucleotide pyrophosphatase/phosphodiesterase family member
Exons: 1
Coding region: 1-1974 (657 amino acids)
Biological process (GO): nucleoside triphosphate metabolic process
Molecular function (GO): ribonucleoside triphosphate phosphatase activity; nucleoside triphosphate diphosphatase activity
Source: RefSeq, a predicted model, not a curated record